Haemonchus placei is the source of this 156-nucleotide messenger RNA. The record is from the annotation of a GenBank genome assembly. NCBI's taxonomy places the organism in Eukaryota, Metazoa, Nematoda, Chromadorea, Rhabditida, Trichostrongylidae.
AUGUUAUUUGUUCAUCAACGAGAUCUCCAGUCGUUGCUCUCCAGCGUUUUCUUUCUUGCUCUCAUGCUCUCUCAAGUUAGUUUUGUCAGAAAGAUGGCGUUUAUCACCGAAGUACUCGCACUGGAAGUUCCCAGCAGCGCUGACAAUUUUACCUGA